This is a messenger RNA of Piliocolobus tephrosceles (Ugandan red Colobus), 2981 nucleotides long. It is a transcript of the gene SRSF2, whose product is annotated as serine and arginine rich splicing factor 2. The record is from RefSeq and is a predicted model, not a curated record. NCBI's taxonomy places the organism in Eukaryota, Metazoa, Chordata, Mammalia, Primates, Cercopithecidae. The coding region runs from base 252 to 917 and encodes 221 amino acids. The transcript has 2 exons. Gene Ontology annotation, molecular function: RNA binding.
AGAGGAUUUCAUUUCCGGGUGGCGCGGGCGCCAUUUUGUGAGGAGGGAUAUAAACGGGCGUUGGGGCCGGCCACCCGUUCAGUUGUUGCUCAGGUGUGCUGACUGGCGGAGCUUGUCUGCCCUGUUUUACUGCAAGGCCUUUCCCAGCGUCCCCACGCGGAAAGCAAGUGCCUAAGAGGCGCGGCGUCGUACCGCCCAGAGCUGAGGAAGUCGGCGCCAGUCCGUGGGGCUCCGGGCCGCCAGUCAGAGCCAUGAGCUACGGCCGCCCCCCUCCCGAUGUGGAGGGUAUGACCUCCCUCAAGGUGGACAACCUGACCUACCGCACCUCGCCCGACACGCUGAGGCGCGUCUUCGAGAAGUACGGGCGCGUUGGCGACGUGUACAUCCCGCGGGACCGCUACACCAAGGAGUCCCGCGGUUUCGCCUUCGUCCGCUUCCACGACAAGCGGGACGCCGAGGACGCUAUGGAUGCCAUGGACGGAGCCGUGCUGGACGGCCGCGAGCUGCGGGUGCAAAUGGCGCGCUACGGCCGCCCCCCGGACUCACACCACAGCCGCCGGGGACCGCCACCCCGCAGGUAUGGGGGCGGUGGCUACGGACGCCGGAGCCGCAGCCCUAGGCGGCGUCGCCGCAGCCGAUCCCGGAGUCGGAGCCGUUCCAGGUCCCGCAGCCGAUCUCGCUACAGCCGCUCGAAGUCUCGGUCCCGCACUCGCUCUCGCUCUCGCUCGACCUCCAAGUCCAGAUCCGCGCGAAGGUCCAAAUCUAAGUCCUCCUCGGUCUCCAGAUCUCGCUCGCGGUCCAGGUCCCGAUCUCGGUCCAGGAGUCCUCCGCCGGUGUCCAAGAGGGAAUCCAAAUCCAGGUCGCGAUCGAAGAGUCCUCCUAAGAGUCCUGAAGAGGAAGGAGCGGUGUCCUCUUAAGAAAAUGGUAAUGUCUGGGAAUGCGAGACACAUAACCCUAAUUCAUAAAUGGGAUUUGGGGUAGGUCUUUUUGAGCCGUGUUAAUGUAAGAAUGACUCCUAUCGUUAGGAGUGCUGCUCGGAGGUUACUCACCUUUGGGAGUAAUACUGAAGAGAGGGGUCUGCAGAAAGGAUGUGUAUGAAGCUUAGAUAAUAAUGGCUGUUUCAUAAACUGUUUGAGACCUAUUAAUGAAAAUGACUAUUUCUUGCUGUUUUUAUCCAACGUCUGCAUUUUCCCCCUUUAAAGCUGCGGUCUCCUGUUUGAUAAAAGAAUAUUGGCCAGUAUUGCAGAUUUUAACUGAUUUGGCUGAUCCUCCAGGGACCAGUUUCUGUGGGCGUGUAUUGGAGCAGGUUUGUCUUUAAAUGUUAAAGAUGCACUAUCCUCUUAGAGAAACAAUCAGUUCAACUAUUGUUGUACUGACUGGGACUUCAUAUUCUAAUGGAUGUGGCAAACGAAUUGCAAUAAGAAGCAGUGAACAUUUGGAACCCCAAAAGAAAGUUACAGGUAUUGCACUGGGUGGGGAAAGGAUAGUGUGUCUUUAACUCUUAAAUUGUUUGGUCCUAUUUUUUAAAAAGGAAAGGGCCCUAAGUAGCUCAGAUAUUAAAGUAGUAUUCUCAAUUACCAAUGUUUCAUUUGAAACAAUUUAUCUUAAUGAAAUAUAGACCAAUUCUCUGAUUUCGAGUUGUUUUUGUUUGGAUACAGCCCUUUUUUUUUUUUUUUUUUUUUUUUUUUUUUUUUUUUUCUUCCCCUUACCAUUCUUCACCUUGGUUAUUUGGCCAGAAAUAUGUAAAUUCAAACUUGUACAUCCUGAUGGUAGCCUUUGUGAAAUUUUCCUAAUUGGGCCUUUAAAAAACAUGGCUGGGUGGAACAUUUCUGUACCCUACUGGUGUCACCAGCCUUAGUAAGUACAUGCCUGAAACUGAAACCAUGUGCACUUUAAUGGAAGGUGAGCUGAACUUCUUUCUUUUCAAACCUAGAUGUAUCGGCAAGCAGUGUAAACGGAGGACUUGGGGAAAAAGGACCACAUACUCAGUCCAUCGAAGAAGAGUCCUUGGAACAAGCAACUGGCUAUUGAAAAGGUUAUUUUGUAACAUUUGUCUAACUUUUUACUUGUUUAAGCUUUGCCUCAGUUGGCAAACUUCAUUUUAUGUGCCAUUUUGUUGCUGUUAUUCAAAUUUCUUGUAAUUUAGUGAGGUGAACGACUUCAGAUUUCAUUAUUGGAUUUGGAUAUUUGAGGUAAAAUUUCAUUUUGUUAUAUAGUGCUGACUUUUUUUGUUUGAAAUUAAACAGAUUGGUAACCUAAUUUGUGGCCUCCUGACUUUUAAGGAAAACGUGUGCAGCCAUUACAUACAGCCUAAAGCUGUCAAGAGAUUGACUCAGCAUUGCCUUCAUUCCUUAAAAUUAAAAACCUACAAAAGUUGGUGUAAAUUUGUAUAUGUUAUUUACCUUCAGAUCUAAAUGGUAAUCUGAACCCAAAUUUGUAUAAAGACUUUUCAGGUGAAAAGACUUGAUUUUUUGAAAGGAUUGUUUAUCAAACACAAUUCUAAUCUCUUCUCUUAUGUAUUUUUGUGCACUAGGCGCAGUUGUGUAGCAGUUGAGUAAUGCUGGUUAGCUGUUAAGGUGGCGUGUUGCAGUGCAGAGUGCUUGGCUGUUUCCUGUUUUCUCCCGAUUGCUCCUGUGUAAAGAUGCCUUGUCGUGCAGAAACAAAUGGCUGUCCAGUUUAUUAAAAUGCCUGACAACUGCACUUCCAGUCACCCGGGCCUUGCAUAUAAAUAACGGAGCAUACAGUGAGCACAUCUAGCUGAUGAUAAAUACACCUUUUUUUCUCUCUUACCCUAAAAAUGGUAAAUCUGAUCAUAUCUACAUGUAUGAACUUAACAUGGAAAAUGUUAAGGAAGCAAAUGGUUGUAACUUUGUAAGUACUUAUAACAUGGUGUAUCUUUUUGCUGAUGAAUAUUCUGUAUUAUAACCCAUUGUUUCUGUAGUUUAAUUAAAACAUUUUCUUGGUGUUAGCUUUUCUCAGAA